Pyricularia grisea is the source of this 447-nucleotide messenger RNA. RefSeq lists its product as uncharacterized. The transcript has 2 exons. Bases 1 to 447 code for a protein of 148 amino acids. Lineage: Eukaryota; Fungi; Ascomycota; Sordariomycetes; Magnaporthales; Pyriculariaceae. The record is from RefSeq and is a predicted model, not a curated record.
AUGUCGUCCUCGAGGCCGUGGAUCGAGGUGGCGCGGUCCGUGCCGACAAACGUCUGCCCAAAGGUCGGAGCCGUGUUGGUCUGGGCUAGCGCGGCGGCGACGCAGAUCAGCGAACCCUGCAUGAGGAAGAGCAGGGCCAGGCUGGACUUGCGCAGCGGGCCGAGGAGGCGGGAGAUGCGCGAGAAGACGAAGCACCCGAGCCAGAAGGAGGCCAUGGACGCCAGGCAUUUGAUCCACAGCUUGGGCUCAUCGGCUGGGAUGCCGGCGGUGCCGAGGGCUAGGAAGAGCGUGUUGCCCUGGAUGGCAAGACAAACCAUGGACACAAAGACGUUGGCGCCGGAAAACGCAACGCUGUCGCAGAUUCCCGACACGGAGCAGCAUGCCAGGAUUGGAAUGUCAGCAUGGGUGAGGGUGACGUCUUGCUGCAACCUGGCCAGCCAGGAUUGA